AUGGCCACAAUUGAACCAGCAGCUCCACGGGUAGGCGAUGGCGAUGACCAGGCCUCCAUGACUGAGAAGGGUCGUGCCGUCCGUACCUUGGUGGAGAUCAACUUGCUGGAUGAUCGCUAUGCGACGACCCAACGUGGUCUGAAAAAUCGCCAUGUCCAGUUGAUGGCCCUGGGGGGCACAAUCGGGACGGGUCUGUUUGUUUCAUCCGGCCAGUCACUCGCGACCGGCGGUCCUGCCUCCCUGCUCAUGGGCUAUAUCUUCAUCUCGGCCAUGGUCUAUGGGCUGGUCACCGCCAUCGCCGAGAUUGGAGCGUACCUCCCCGUGCACGGUGGUACGAUGAGCUACCAUGGAUUUCGCUACGUGUCCCGCAGCAUGGGAUUUUCCAUGGGAUAUCUCUAUUGGUACUCAUUAGGCAUUUUGGUGCCAUAUGAGGUCACUGCAGCGGGCCUAGUGAUUCAAUAUUGGGAUACCAAUGGAACGGUCAACAUCGCCGUGUGGAUCACCAUCAUGAUGGUGGUGAUUAUCGCCCUCAACUUCCUCCCCGUGCGCUUCUACGGUGAAUCCGAGUUCUGGUUCUCAGGCAUCAAGAUCAUCACCUUGGUCGGCCUACUCAUGGUCUCUUUCAUUCUCUUCUGGGGUGGCGGGCCUAAUCGCCAACUGCUUGGCUUUCACUAUUGGAAACACCCCCGCGCCUUCAAUGAAUAUAUUGUUUCUGGUGACACCGGGCGCUUUGUGGGCCUGUUGAAAUGCACCGUGUCCAGUGCCAUUGCUUUCAUUUUUGCCCCCGAAUUGAUCAUCAUCAGUGGCGGAGAGAUGGAGUCGCCGCGCCGCAACGUGCCUCGCGCCGCUCGGCGGUACAUCUACCGGCUGGUUUUCUUCUACAUCCUCGGUGUUUUGGCUAUAGGCGUGAUUUGCCCUUCCGAUGCGUCGCAACUGACCGAGGGCGACGGGAGCGUCAAGUCAUCCCCCUUCGUGGUGGGAAUUAAGAAUGCCGGCAUCCCAGUCCUAGACCACAUCGUCAAUGCUGCGGUGUUAACCUCGGCCUGGUCGGCGGGCAACUCCUUCCUCUACAUGUCGUCACGAUCAUUGUACUCGCUGGCCAUGUCGGGCAACGCGCCCAGCAUCUUCAAGGCUUGCAACCGAUGGGGCGUCCCCUACUACGCGGUGGCCGUAUCAGCUUGCUUCUCUGCCCUAGCCUACCUGUCCGUUGGCAACUCCAGUUCCAUCGUAUUCAACUGGUUCGUCAACUUCACCAAUACCUCUGGUUUCAUCUCGUGGAUCUGCUGCUGCGUCGUGUUCUUCCGCUUCCGCAAGGCUAUCGCGGCGCAGGGCAUCGAACAGCCAUACAAAUCCCGGCUGCAACCGUACGGAGCGAUAUUUGGACUGGCGGGCUCGACCCUCAUGAUGCUGAUCAACGGCUUUACGGUCUUUUUCCCAUCCGAGUGGUCGGUGAGCAACUUCUUCACCGCGUAUAUUGGCAUCCCAGCUUUCCUGAUACUGUACUUUGGCCACCGACUUCUAUAUUGGAGUGACCCAUGGGCCUGGCGCCCGGAGGAGGUCGAUAUGCACACUGGGUUGCAGGAGAUCAUCGAUGCAGAGUUGCCGGAGAGGGUGCGGGGCCCGUGGUGGAAAUUCUGGUAA
Molecule: messenger RNA, 1641 nt
Organism: Penicillium canariense
Lineage: Eukaryota; Fungi; Ascomycota; Eurotiomycetes; Eurotiales; Aspergillaceae
Product: proline permease PrnB
Exons: 2
Coding region: 1-1641 (546 amino acids)
Biological process (GO): amino acid transmembrane transport
Cellular component (GO): membrane
Molecular function (GO): amino acid transmembrane transporter activity
Source: RefSeq, a predicted model, not a curated record